Messenger RNA from Plectropomus leopardus (leopard coralgrouper), 2491 nucleotides. RefSeq names its product carnitine deficiency-associated gene expressed in ventricle 3 (gene cdv3). The record is from RefSeq and is a predicted model, not a curated record. Gene Ontology annotation, cellular component: cytoplasm. NCBI's taxonomy places the organism in Eukaryota, Metazoa, Chordata, Actinopteri, Perciformes, Serranidae.
CAAAUAGCCCGUGCAUGGCAUGGUUGUCAGGAUAGCCAUCGAGUCAGCUACAGAUCCCGGGUGGACAAUUUUUAUCAGCCUGUAACAGAAGUCAAACCGUCAGAGGAAGGACUAACUCCAUAUUUAGUGACCGUCUGAGCCGCUGUCGUCGCUGCGGGAGAGCAGAUUUUCACAUUUGUCAUUGCUCGGUUAGCGCACUAGUUUAAACGUUGCUCUUUGAAAAUGGCGGAUCUACCACCGGAGAAGAGCCUGGACGAUUUCUUUGCCAAGCGGGAUAAAAAGAAGAAGAAAGAGAAAGGAAAGGGCAAGGACUCCGCCGCCGGGUCCACGUCGGCUGUGGUCAAAAAGACGAAAAGAGAGAAAGAAAAAUCGGCGAAAAACGAGAAUCAGGACGCUCAGAUUGAAAAGGAGGACGAGGAAUGGAAAGAGUUUGAGCAGAAAGAAGUGGAUUACAGCGGGCUGCGGCUCCAAGCUUUACAGAUAAGUGACGAGAAAGAGGAAGAGGAGUACGAGAAAGAGGAGGUUGGGGAGGAUGGAGAAAUCAUUCUGGUUAGCGGAGACAAAGUGUCUGGUCCUUGGAACAAGUCUGGUGCCGCCCCGGCUCCUGCUGCACCCGUGGAGGAGGCAGAGGAGCCUGAGUCGAAGCCUUCUGGUGUAUAUCGCCCUCCAGGAGCUCGGCUGUCCACCACCAGACGAGCUCCCACCCAGGGGCCUCCUGAGAUCUUCAGCGACACACAGUUCCCCUCUCUACUGUCCACCGCCAAGCAUAUGGAGACACGCAAGGACAGGGAAAUGGAGAAGACCUUCGAAGUUGUGAAACACAGAAACCGCGGUAGAGAGGAGACCGGUGGCGCCACUAUGCAGCACUUGCAGCUCGACAACCAGUACGCCAUCCUGGGGGAUAAGUAAAAAGGCUCCCCUCCGUCCCCUGGCCCCUUCAGCACGGUCCUGCCCAGCCCCUCGAAGGAAGCUGAACUCCAGCUGUGUCGACUGCAGUCCUGACAGAGCUCAUCAUGCCAACACCACCACACACACACACACACACACACACACACCCUUUAAACAAAUAGCAGCACACUUCACACAACAUUGGUUGGCAAAACUGAAGGACUGCAUCUGAAGGGGCUGUUGAAAGAGGGAAUAAUUGAAAAGGAAUUGGCAAAAAUACACCCAAACGUACAACACUGCAGCAGCAGCGACAGCAGACAGAUCUGUCCUUUGUGGAUUGUACUCAGAGCAGCAGUUGUGUGGCGCAACCUUUCUCUGGACUUCAACUUGCUUCGAUAAAGCCACAGAGGAUAACUUUAGGCGAGAUGAUUUUACAAACUUCUGUGAAAAUAUCUAUUUUUUUGCAAGAUCGUUAUAACCCAAUCGCACAUGGUAUUUUGGGGUGUGUCUUUGAGUUGCGGUGGGGGCUUCGGGCGUGGGGAUACUACCUCGGCAGCAUAGCUGGUGGUGACAACGUGGACUGUUUUUUGUUUUUUUUUUGUUUUUUUUUUCUCUCGCUGUGGUGGUGAACGGGGCAAACAUCAGCCCCUGCCCCCUCGCAUACAAGCCGGCCAUCAGGCUCUUUAAUUUAGAAACUUGAAGCUUUUGUUUUGUUCCCUUCAUGAUGACGACACUCUGCAAAGAUCUAUGGACAAGACGCGAUAAGUUGUGGUCCUCAUUUAGAAUUUCUAUAUAAAGUGGCCUUACUGAUAGAGAGAGAAACUGCUUUGUCAUCUGAAGAGAACUGUGCUUCUUGUCUCCAGGCUGCUGCCUGCCUCUGGAUCUCACCACUCUGUGACAAAACAAAAACAUACAAAUGAAAAAAAUCCUUCUGUUCAAGAAUGUAGUGCUGCUGUAGUUUGCCUGAUGAUUACAGCUACUAACUUUCAUAUCCACUGUUUGAUUUUGCUGCCCCUGCUUCAUUCUCGGUCUUUUUAGACGUCGGAAAAAGAUAAAUUAAAGCUCGUUUCUAAUCUGAAACUAUUGUUUUGGUAACAAAUGCUUUACUGUGGUUGGACACCAGACGCUCACAAGAAAAAAAGACAGAAAACCACUUUAAAAGGACAUUUGUUGAAGUUGUUUGGCCAUUUAUAAUUUGUUGUGAAGUGGCUCCUUUCAACCCCAGUUUUAAGACUUUUUUUUUUAUCAAGGCUUUUUUCUCAAAGGUAAACGUGUCAGCCCUCAUCGCAGUUGUGUAGAACCAGUAGCUUGUGCAUAAAUUUCCAGAAUUACAGCAACUACUCGUCUGUCAGAAAAAACCAACAGAGUACGACCCACUUACAAAUUAAGUGGCAUGCCCAGUUAAAAUCAAAAGGGUUUUUAUUACAAGCAUAGUUUAUGUUUAGAAAGGUGAAGAACUGGAUUUAUGUUCUAUGUUUCUGUCCUCUCCGUAAAAAGAUGUCGGGGAGCGUUGAUCCCCGCUGGAACACUUUGGGUGGACGUAGAUAAUAUUUGUGAUGAAAAGAAAAGAGCCUAACACAAAAAAAUAAAGUGAUCCUUGUGA